GUAAUUAUGAUUUUUAUUGUAAUUAUGAAGGAUACCAGAAACACGUUGAAGAAAGUGUUGAAAUUAAUAAUCAUUAAGGAUAAAUGGUUAUGGAAAAUAUCCCUGAAAAUGGGAGCCGAAUAAGCGGUACAAUUGAAAAUUUAAUUUAUUAGUCUCCACCUAAAAGCUCUUAAAUAAAAACACACAAAAUGGCAUCAACCUCACAAAAACCUGGUACCAAUGAGGGAGUUUUCGAGCUCAUUACGUCGCUAUGUGAGAAAACUGCAUCCAAAUACCGUAAGGCUGGGCAACUGCCCCUAAAAUGUGACAUUUCCAAAAUGAGAUCUUUAGCCUACGAAAUAAUUCUCAAGAAGACAUCAAGCAAAGUCUCAAUAUCUAAUACUGAUCCCUACAUAGACCUCCUUUCGUACAAUUUUGCUUUACAUAAUACUUCUCAAAAUACUGCGGAAUAUAAGAGAUCUUUGGAAUUAAGAGAUAUUAUUGACACUAUGAGAAAUACAGAUUUCGGUGACAAUAAACAGCAUAUAGAGAAUGUUCUAAAGUUAUUGAAUGGAUUGAGAGAUACUGAUAAGCAAGAUGUGUCACAAGAGCUUUUCCAGAGACCAUUUUCAUUUGGGUUGCUUCACAAAAUGUUGCCUAAACCUCCUAGAGAAGCUUUUGGUUCGAGUGAACCAUACUCUUACUAUCCAUCUCAUGUGUUUGAGCUGCCCUAUUCUGUGAGGAAACAGGCUGAUGUUGACAAGAGCUCUCUAUGCUACACUGACUAUACUGUGGAAACUUUUGAGUCCAAAUCUUUAUUAAUAGAUCCAUCAAAACAAGGGACAGAAGUGAAGUCAUUUAUGAGUCCAAAAUCUAUUAAAACCAUAUCAUCCAGUAUAACUCCGAAUAAAGAUAGUAACAUUAUGAUAGACUGUCCGAGAUUAACAGCCCCAAGGGAUCUGCAAAUACCCAAAUCAACUUCAACAUCUAAUGUAAAGGUGUCACUCGGAAGUCAAAAGGAUGAUGUGCUUGAGGUAUUUAGAUCCAAAGUGAAUGAAUCUAUAGAUAUAUGGGAUGUUGUUACAAAAAUGGAUCAGGACAUUCCAGAAGAUAUUUGGGACUAUGUUUCAAAACUUCCACCAGUGAAUGAUCGACAAAUAAUCGCAACAUCUGCAAGGGAAAUGUUGCUGUGGAGGCAGACUUACGGCGGUCAGAUCUCAGACCUCAAUAUUAUAUCAGAGAAAUUGUUUAUAAGGCAUUUGAUGUAUUUAAUUAUUGGUAUAGAAACAAAUUCUUUCCCAUUCAAUGAGGAAGCCAAUUGUUUUUGUAUGAAGGACAAUUUAGUUCUCGAAGGUGUUUCAAAGGAGCUGUUAAAAGGAUAUGUAUCACCUCUACUUGUUGUUGGGACAUACUACAAAAGGCUUUAUAAUUUUGCUUUCAAUAUGAAAAUUGAAGACACCUUACAGAGCGGAGGACUAAUCUAUGAGGCAGCAAGGGAAGUUAUCAGGCAGUACCUACUAGACUUCAGACUUACUGCCACCGAUAUAUACGAGGAGUGCUCCAAGAAUGUCAGCGAGGAUUCCAACUGUAUGCCAACGUUGUUACAAAUACUACAUCACAUUGAACCACUCAAAUAUGAAAUCGAAACUAUGGUUUCCAUCUAUAAACUGUCUGAUAGUGAUUCUUCCAGUUCAAUCCCUCGUGGGGCGGAGCUUAUGUCAUACAUGUUUAAUGAAAUAUCUCUAGUGACACACAAGACAACGGCUCUUGUGUUGUACAACUCCUUAUUUUCUAUUUGCAAAGUGUAUUAUAAAUUCAUAGAACGUUUCAUAUUCGAGGGGGAACUGGAUGAUCCAUACAAUGAAUUCUUCAUACGCAAAGACAGCCAAUAUGUGAACUCAAGGUCGAAGCGAUACUGGGAUAAGGGGUUCUAUAUUGUUGCUAAUUCUGCUAUACCCGAGUUCUUGCGACCGCUGGCAUCGUUUAUAUUACUCUGUGGAAAAUCUCUGAGACUGCUAAAGCUGUGUAAUCCUGGGGAUCCACUAGUUGCACUUCUCUCAGCGGUACAUCCGUCAGUGCGUGCGUGCUCAGGAUGGGCGGGGCUUGAACGUGCGCGCCGCCUUUUGCGUGUAUACCGCACGCGGUGUUUGUUCGUGGCGGGCGAGCGAGCGUCACUACAGCGACUGUUGCUGCAACGAGACGCGGAGAGGAAGGCGUUCGCGGAAAUGGCGACACUCAAACAGGCGGAAACGAUGGAGAAGAUUGUAGCUGAGCGUAAAAGGCUGGCGCAAUUAAUAAUAGCUGAGAAGCAGCAUUCUCUUAAAGUUUUGGAAGCGGCAAUGGCGGAAACUAGAGCUGCUAAGAACAAAGUGAAACAACGAGAAAGAAAACUUCAUGAAUUAGAAGCCGCAGCUGAAAAAGCUACCGAAGAAGUGGAUUCGAAGUUGAAAGAGGACGAAAGCAACAAAAUAAUGGAAUAUUAUUCGAAACUUAAUAUGGAAGUAGAAAAAAGCAAACUACACACUGAAUGGAAAAUAAAACGCCUACAAUUAGAUGAAAGUAGAAUGCAACUGCUGUCUACAGAAGAAAGAAAUUUGAAACGAGAAAAAUUAGAAUUGGAACACCAACGAAAUGAAGAUGUAAUGGCUAUGUCCAUACAGAGUAUAGAUUUUAAAUCGGACGAUGAUGAAGCCAAAAGUAUCGUACACUCAGAAGAAACGCUCGAUAAUGUGUCUACCGAUAUUGAUAACACAAGUUAUGAAAAUGCAAAUGAAGAAGCGAUUGAAAUUGAGCAGACACAAAAUCAAAAUGCAGCUAGAUACAAGGCAAAAGCUCAGUCAUCGAAUGAUAUGUUUAGCGCUAUUUGUAAUGUAGCUAAGAGUAUUUUUGGUGUUGGGAGACAAAAAGAGGAGGCUUGUGAUAACGAAGUAAAAAUUGAUACCGAAGGAAACAUUGUUAGUGUCGAUGAACAAAGGAAUGUCGCUGCGAACAAAGUAACAAACUAUAAGAAAAUUGAGAGCAACACAAACCAACUCAAUUAUUUAGAAAGAAAGCAAGCAGCUCUGCAAACUAAACAAAGGGUCAUGGCACAUGAAUUGGGAUAUGACAAUGAAAAUAAUCAGGUCAAGUCUGAAGUUCCGGAAAUAAAACUGACGUCAGUUGAUGAAGAAAAUAACUUUGAAGACAACUGGUGUUUUGCUGAAGCUAGAAAAAAUAAAAUUAGAGUUUUAGGUGCCGAAUUUGGAGACACCAUUGAUACACCAAUACAACAAUCCGAACCUAGAAAUAUCGCACAAAAAGAAGCACUUAUUAACAAACAAAAAGUUCUAGGCGUUGAGUACAACCAACCUGCAGUUAAUGUGCCUGUCAAAGAACCAGCAAAUAUAGCUCAGGAAGAAGCUCUAAGAAAUAAGCAAAAAGUUCUUGGUGUAGAGUAUAAUCUUCCGGCAGAAAAAUAUAUUAUAAGAGAACCUGCAAAUUUAGCUCAAGAAGAAGCCAUUAUGAACAAACAAAAAGUACUCGGUGUAGAAUAUAAUCUUCCGGCAGAAAAAUAUACUUCAAGGGAAUCUGCAAAUUUAGCUCAAGAAGAAGCCGUUAUGAAUAAACAGAAAGUACUCGGUGUAGAAUAUAAUCUUCCGGCAGAAAAUUAUAUUUCAAAAGAACCUGCAAAUGUAGCUCAAGAAGAAGCCAUUAUGAAUAAACAAAAAGUACUCGGUGCAGACUUUGGACUACCAGUACAAGAUGUAGUUACAAAGAAACCAUCUAAUAUAGCACAAGAAGAAGCGAUUGUGAAUAGAAACAAAAUUUUAGGCGUCGAGUAUAAUUUGCCGGCAGAAUCUGUAAACGUAAAAGAUCCAGCAAAUAUUGCUCAAGAAGAAGCACUUAGAAAUAAAAAGAAAGUUCUUGGCGUGGAAUACAAUUUACCAAUGGAAGUGACUGCUCCAAAAGAACCAUUAAAUGCCGCACAAGAAGCGGCCCUUAAAAAUAGGAAUAAAGUACUCGGCUCAGAAUAUGAGUUAGGUACAGAAAAAGGGAGCGCUAGAUUUGAUUCCUCUAGGAAAUCUAAUUUACGUCUCAAUCUGAAACCUUAUAAUGAGACUGAUAAAAAUGUUUUAACACCAAACACUGCUGCAGUUAUGUCGGGAGAAUUGUAUCCAGGAUCAGUUCAGCUCGACUUAGAAACGCCAACGACAGCAGAAAUGCCCAUCGAUGCAGCAACCUGUGAUGCUUUGACACCGAAGAACGAGUACAACAAAUAUUUCGAAUCAUCCGACAAGUCACACAGAGACUACCUCACUUCCGAAGGAUUCAAUUUCUCACUAAUCGUAGAGGAAGAAAAUAUAGAAUCAGAAAUCGAUCAAGUCUAUACUCCAGAUACAUCACCGAUAAAAGUGAAAUCAAAGUCAACUGUCAACAUAUUAGAUGGCUCCUACAGUCUAGAGAAUUUCGAUCCAUUCGGAGUUAAGGAACAUAAACAUUUUAGUACAAACUAUUUCGAGAAUAAAAUUAAUGAUAACAACUCUAACUAUACCCAUCCGUCUAUAAUAAUGGAGAAUGUUAAGAGAUCGCCGUGUGAUAAUAAUUUUGCAUCACGAUUCGAACCUGAUAUCAAAGAAGAUGAGAAGAUUACUUGUGAUAAUAUCGUAACUUUGACAGCGUGUUUGCAAAGAUCUGUGAUGCUGCCUCUAACAUAUCAGUUAGAAGUCGUCAAUAACUCUAUCUUAACGUAUUUCCUUAUAAAUCUCGAUAUGUAUGAACAUUUGAAGAGUCUAAAGGAUUAUUUCUUCCUUAUGGAUGGAGAAUUUUCGAGAAGUAUUUGCCAUAAUUUGUUCUCUAAGUUGACUAAGACUGUGAAUCCGCAGGAGUUGUUGAAUUUUGCGACGCUACACAAUAUUUUGGAUAAAGCGCUUGGAUCGUCUAUUCUUCAUAUCCACAAGUUUUCAGAGAACCUCUCUUUCACCAUAUCGGAUUCGCCGCUAAGUUUUCAGCACAGUUCGCCUGAUGUGCUGCAAUGUCUGUCACUAACUUACUCUGUCAGUUGGCCGCUCAAUAUUAUUCUGUCACAAGAGGCGCUCGCUAGAUACGCUAAAGUUUUCCAAUUUCUGAUCAAAAUGAGACGAAUAUCGUGGGUGUUGAGUGAAGAUUUUCAAAAUCUCAAGCUAUCAGUCAAGCUACUGAAGUUAGAUUCUAGGAAGCUACUCAGAUCACCGCAGUACAUAUCUAUACAGAUAUAUAGACACAUAAUGUCGUCUCUGAUGCGGGCUUUAGACAACUAUAUUGUGACCACAUGUAUAUUGUCAUCAUGGAACGAAUUCGAGACGGAUUUGAAGAAAGCUAACACGUUAGAUGAUUUGUAUGAGUGCCAUGUAGUGUAUAUUAAGAAGGUGUUGUUCAGAUGUCUACUGAACAAUCGCUCGACACUAGUCAUGAAGCUAUUAAACGAUAUGUUCACCGUUAUACUGAAGUUUAGUCGUGUGUUGAAAGCUGGCGAAUGGCAACAGAAAGAGACGGGCUGCUACACGCAUCCCAACUUCGUCCAACUCGAAGAGUUGUUCCAUUUGUUCGAGAAACUCGCUAAAUAUCUCCACAAAGUGGUCACAAAACUCACCGAAUGCGGCUACCAGCGCCAUCUAGUGGAGCUACUUACAAUGGUGAAUCUCAACGGAUAUUAUGACCCGGAGAAAUCGAAGGAUGAUACUAACACCAGUAUACAGAGCACUUGAAAGAUGAACGCGCGUGCCGAAUCGCAUCGCAUUUUAGAAUUCGUUGUAUGAAUUAAUGACGUGAAACCUCGCACAUUCGUCCGCACCGUACGCGCCCUAUUUCGUGUACUGGGCAAAGGCUGUGUUCGAUACGGCUGAGUGAGUUAGUUCUACAAUUUGAUUGAAUUAGUUGACAUUAAUUUCAUGAUCAAA
Aricia agestis (brown argus) is the source of this 5894-nucleotide messenger RNA. It is a transcript of the gene Grip163, whose product is annotated as gamma-tubulin complex component 6. Gene Ontology annotation, cellular component: equatorial microtubule organizing center; gamma-tubulin complex; spindle pole. Bases 189 to 5702 code for a protein of 1837 amino acids. NCBI's taxonomy places the organism in Eukaryota, Metazoa, Arthropoda, Insecta, Lepidoptera, Lycaenidae. Gene Ontology annotation, molecular function: microtubule minus-end binding; gamma-tubulin binding. The transcript is spliced from 17 exons. Gene Ontology annotation, biological process: microtubule nucleation; meiotic cell cycle; spindle assembly. The record is from RefSeq and is a predicted model, not a curated record.